This is a messenger RNA of Lolium perenne, 746 nucleotides long. RefSeq lists its product as uncharacterized. The record is from RefSeq and is a predicted model, not a curated record. NCBI's taxonomy places the organism in Eukaryota, Viridiplantae, Streptophyta, Magnoliopsida, Poales, Poaceae.
UGUCGAUUCGAGCCGUUACAUCAGAAUCCAAAGUCAUCUUGCUUCAGUAAUCACUAGUCAACUCUCCGUUCCUGGACACCACCACUACAGGGAAAAAUCCUGCCAAAAUUAGACCAUAAGCCCAUAAUAACUACCAAGUGAGUUGAGUAUUAUCUUGAGUUCGUCUGGAGGAAGAUGACGGACCUUGCGGUGCCUAUGAGUAUGAAGAGGAAGGAUGUCGAGGUAGUGGACGGCCAUGGAUUCUCUAUCUUCUUUGAUCCUAAGAGGAUCAAACUACAGAAUGUCAAGAUUCAAGACAUGAUGGAAGAGGACGAACCAUUGAUACGUGCUACUGCGCCAACCCUUUUCCAUGAUCAGGUGGACAUUCUGUCCGAGGGUAAAUCUCCAGAGCCACCGUCCAAGUUCAGGGAAGCUCAAAACACCAUGGCAGCGCCAAUGGAGGUUGUGGCGGAGACCCUGCAGCAGCAGCCGUGCCAGAAUGCUCACUUAUUUUCAGGUUUCUUCUGAGUGGCACUCUGCUGGAUUUUGUGGACUUGUAUUUGUGGUGUAAGCCUGUGACCAGCAUACAUAGAGCGUGUCCGUCCGUUUCAUGCUGUUGCAGUGUAAUGCUAAUCUUUUGCCGUCACCUAGACCAGCGCAUGUUGCUGACCAAAAUAUGCUGUUGCAUUUUAAGCGUAUCAAUUUUAUCUGCAGAUUUGAUUGUGAACUAUGAUCCUGUAAAUAACAUUGGCUACCUUUUGCUGUCU